AGCAGCUUGGCUGAAGACUGCUGUGCAGGGCAGGGAAGCUCCAGGCAAACAGCCCAGCAAACAGCAGCACGCAGCUAAAAGGAAGACUCACAGAAGACAGUUGAAGAAGGAAAGUGGCGAUGGACCUCAUCCCAAAUUUGGCGGUGGAAACCUGGCUUCUCCUGGCUGUCAGCCUGGUGCUCCUCUAUCUAUAUGGGACCCGUACACAUGGACUUUUUAAGAGACUGGGAAUUCCAGGGCCCACACCUCUGCCUUUGUUGGGAAAUGUUUUGUCCUAUCGUCAGGGUCUCUGGAAAUUUGACACAGAAUGUUAUAAAAAGUAUGGAAAAAUGUGGGGAACGUAUGAUGGUCAACUCCCUGUGCUGGCCAUCACAGAUCCCGACAUGAUCAAAACAGUGCUAGUGAAAGAAUGUUAUUCUGUCUUCACAAAUCGAAGGUCUUUAGGCCCAGUGGGAUUUAUGAAAAGUGCCAUCUCUUUAGCUGAGGAUGAAGAAUGGAAGAGAAUACGGUCAUUGCUGUCUCCAACCUUCACCAGUGGAAAACUCAAGGAGAUGUUCCCCAUCAUUGCCCAGUAUGGAGAUGUAUUGGUGAGAAACUUGAGGCGGGAAGCAGAGAAAGGCAAGCCUGUCACCUUGAAAGACAUCUUUGGGGCCUACAGCAUGGAUGUGAUCACUGGCACAUCAUUUGGAGUGAACAUCGACUCUCUCAACAAUCCACAAGACCCCUUUGUGGAAAGCACUAAGAAGUUCCUAAAAUUUAGUUUCUUAGAUCCAUUAUUUCUCUCAAUAAUACUCUUUCCAUUCCUUACCCCAGUUUUUGAAGCAUUAAACGUCUCCCUGUUUCCAAAAGAUACCAUAAAUUUUUUAAAUAAAUCUGUAAACAGAAUGAAGAAAAGUCGCCUCAACGACAAACAAAAGCACCGACUGGAUUUCCUUCAGCUGAUGAUUGACUCCCAGAAUUCGAAAGAAACUGAGUCCCACAAAGCUCUGUCUGAUCUGGAGCUCGCGGCCCAGUCAAUAAUCUUCAUUUUUGCUGGCUAUGAAACCACCAGCAGUGUUCUUUCCUUCACUUUAUAUGAACUGGCCACUCACCCUGAUGUCCAGCAGAAACUGCAAAAGGAGAUUGAUGCAGUUUUGCCCAAUAAGGCACCACCUACCUAUGAUGCCGUGGUACAGAUGGAGUACCUUGACAUGGUGGUGAAUGAAACACUCAGAUUAUUCCCAGUUGCUAUUAGACUUGAGAGGACCUGCAAGAAAGAUGUUGAAAUCAAUGGGGUAUUCAUUCCCAAAGGGGCAAUGGUGGUGAUUCCAACCUAUGCACUUCACCAUGACCCAAAGUACUGGACAGAGCCUGAGGAGUUCCGCCCUGAAAGGUUCAGUAAGAAGAAGGACAGCAUAGAUCCUUACAUAUACACACCCUUUGGAACUGGACCCAGAAACUGCAUUGGCAUGAGGUUUGCUCUCAUGAACAUGAAACUUGCUCUAAUCAGAGUCCUUCAGAACUUCUCCUUCAAACCUUGUAAAGAAACACAGAUCCCCUUGAAAUUAGACACGCAAGGACUUCUUCAACCAGAAAAACCCAUUGUUCUAAAGGUGGAUUCAAGAGAUGGAACCCUAAGUGGAGAAUGAGUUAUUCUAAGGACUUCUACUUUGUUCUUCAAGAAAGCUGUGCCCCAGAACACCAGAGAUUUCAACUUACUUUGUCAAUAAAACCUUGAAAUAAAGAUGGGCUUAAUCUAAUGUA
Molecule: messenger RNA, 1743 nt
Organism: Pongo pygmaeus (Bornean orangutan)
Lineage: Eukaryota; Metazoa; Chordata; Mammalia; Primates; Hominidae
Gene: CYP3A5
Product: cytochrome P450 family 3 subfamily A member 5
Exons: 13
Coding region: 120-1628 (502 amino acids)
Biological process (GO): steroid metabolic process; oxidative demethylation
Molecular function (GO): testosterone 6-beta-hydroxylase activity; iron ion binding; oxidoreductase activity, acting on paired donors, with incorporation or reduction of molecular oxygen, reduced flavin or flavoprotein as one donor, and incorporation of one atom of oxygen
Source: RefSeq, a predicted model, not a curated record